AUGUCCUUGGAAAAGAAAAUCUUGAAUUUUUUGAAGGGACCCAAGAAGGGUGAAACCUUCGAGCUAAAGGCCGGCCUUGUUUCACAAUACAAACAUGAAAGAAAGGACGCCAUCCAGCGCGUGAUUCAGGCCAUGACUGUUGGAAAGGAUGUUUCAUCCCUCUUCCCGGAUGUCCUCAAGAAUAUCGCAACUUAUGACCUCGAGCAAAAGAAGCUUGUCUACUUGUACAUGAUGAAUUACGCUAAAACACAUCCCGAAUUAUGUAUCUUGGCUGUGAACACGUUCGUUCAAGAUACCGAGGACACCAAUCCACUCGUGAGGGCUCUUGCUAUCCGUACAAUGGGUUGCAUCCGUGUGGAGAAAAUGGUUGACUACAUGGAAAUUCCAUUAAGAAGGACCUUACUGGAUGAUAACCCCUACGUGCGAAAGACAGCCGCCAUCUGUGUUGCUAAACUUUUCGACCUCAAUUCGGAAAUGUGCGUUGAAUUUGGCUUUUUGGACGACCUCAAGAAGUUAUUGAUGGAUUCAAACCCCAUGGUGGUAGCAAACGCUUUAAGUGCAUUGUAUGAAAUUAGAGAUAUGAACAAAGAUAGUUCAUUGGAGGUUUUGGUGAUCGACCAUCAGCUCAUAAAAACAUUGAUGGCUUGUUUGAACGAAUGCACUGAGUGGGGUAGAAUCACGAUCUUGGGAUGUUUGGCAGAAUAUUCCACCGAUGAUCAAGAGGAAACCCUUCAUAUUAUCGAGAGGUGUAUCCCGCAAUUGCAACAUGUUAACCCCUCAGUCGUGCUUUCUUCUAUAAAAGUUGUUAUUCAUCACUUGGACAAUUUACCAAAUCAAGCGACUAAAACCAGUUUCUUGAGGAAGCUCUCCGCUCCAUUGGUUUCCUUGGUAUCCCUGUCUAUUCCAGAGGCUCAAUAUGUGGGGUUGAAGAAUAUCAGAAUCAUUUUGGAAAAAUACCCUCAAGUGCUCACGAAAGAGGUGAGAGUCUUUUUCAUAAAAUACUCGGACCCCUUAUACUUGAAGCUAGAAAAGCUAGAAAUUGUCAUUAGAUUGGCAAAUGAUUCCAACAGCGCUCUCCUUUUAAGCGAACUUAAAGAGUAUGCGAUGGAAAUCGAACCAGCUCUUGUUGCAAAAUCCAUUCAGGCAAUUGGAGCGGUGGCUAUCAAGCUUUCCUCGAGCGUUAUUCAGGCAUCAAAUCUCUUGAUAUCCUUGAUGGAGCAGAGAGGAGGCGAAUUAGUAAUCAACGAAGCUGUUGGAGUCUUGACACAAAUCUUAAGACGCUACCCAGGAAAGAAUGAUUUGAUUACUUUGAUAGUUCCUGUUAUCUCAAAUCACAUAGAUGAGCUCUCUGACCCUCAAGCUCUCGCAGGGUAUGUUUGGUUGCUUGGAGAGUAUCCAAAAUACUUCACGAAUCUCAAAUCCAAGUUACAGGAUCUUGUCGACGGCUUCCUUGAGCAUGAAUCACUUCUCCAGCUCAACAUCUUGACAUCAGUUGUCAAGAUUAACUUGGUACUUCCAUCUGCGGGUUGUUCACAGCUACUUCAAACUGUUCUUGAAAAUGCUACUAAGGAUUGUGAAAAUGCGGACGUCAGGGAUAAAGCGUACAUUUAUUGGCGUCUUCUUUCCACCUCAUCUAGCGAAGCUCAGCAACAAAUCAUUGCAUCCAAGCUUCCACCCAUCAAAACAACAAUUUCUUCCUUCAACCCUAUUGUUUUAGAUGCUUUGAUUCAAGAGUUAUCUACGCUUUCAUCGGUAUAUCACAAGCCCGCAUCAACGUUUAUUGAUGCGCAAGCAUAUGCCACUCAUGAAAACCAACAAUCAAACAAAAGACUGGGAAGAAAAUCUGACUUGUCCGACUUAACCACUAGGGCUAAGCAAGAAAUCAUCAACAACGCCCGUAACGAGAAUUUGCUUGACCUUGAUGAUGACGACCAGGCUCCUUCAUCUAACCCUGAGGGUGCAAACUCGUUAUUAGAUGAGCUCAAUGAUUUGUUCAGCGUACCAGCCAAUAAUACUGACUUGAACAACCACUCGGAUGGAUCUCAAGUUAAGAGUUCGACAAACGAUAUAUUGAGCCUUUUUGGAAACCCUUCCUCACAGCACGAGGACGAUGGGAUCCAUAAAAUAAGAGACUUGAACCUCAACCCAAGUGGUUCGAGCAACCUUGGAAGCGGAACCACCCAGCAAACAAAAAACACCAGCACAAAUGCUGAUCUUUUGGACCUAUUUUAG
This is a messenger RNA of Candidozyma duobushaemuli, 2232 nucleotides long. It is a transcript of the gene APL2, whose product is annotated as Apl2p. Lineage: Eukaryota; Fungi; Ascomycota; Pichiomycetes; Serinales; Metschnikowiaceae. Gene Ontology annotation, molecular function: clathrin binding. Gene Ontology annotation, cellular component: membrane coat. The record is from RefSeq and is a predicted model, not a curated record. Gene Ontology annotation, biological process: vesicle-mediated transport; intracellular protein transport. The coding region runs from base 1 to 2232 and encodes 743 amino acids. The transcript has a single exon.